This is a messenger RNA of Drosophila subobscura, 2021 nucleotides long. RefSeq names its product nucleobindin-2 (gene NUCB1). The record is from RefSeq and is a predicted model, not a curated record. Gene Ontology annotation, cellular component: endoplasmic reticulum-Golgi intermediate compartment; extracellular exosome. The transcript has 3 exons. Gene Ontology annotation, molecular function: calcium ion binding. The coding region runs from base 100 to 1659 and encodes 519 amino acids. Gene Ontology annotation, biological process: carbohydrate metabolic process. Lineage: Eukaryota; Metazoa; Arthropoda; Insecta; Diptera; Drosophilidae.
GUCGCGACACGUCAGAAUAUUUAAUUCUUUUAUUUAAAUAUUUGCACAGUUGUCGAAUCAAAACCUCAGGCACGCGCUCAGAACACACCACUCGCAACCAUGAAGUGCAAGCAAGCACAUAAUCUGUCCUUGCUGGGCCUGGCUUUGAUUGUUUUCAUCGCGAUUUCGACGGUGACAGCUUUGCCCGUGACGCAAAACAAAAAAGCGGACGCCAAGGAGGCUGAAUCCAGCAGCACCCCCGCCACAGCUGACGUGGAGACGGCUCUGGAGUAUGAGCGUUAUCUGAGGGAAGUGGUCGAGGCUCUGGAAGCUGAUCCCGAGUUUCGACAAAAGCUGGACAAGGCCCCCGAGGCGGACAUACGUAGUGGCAAAAUAGCUCAAGAGCUUGACUAUGUGAAUCAUCAUGUGAGAACAAAGCUUGACGAAAUAAAGCGACGAGAGUUGGAGCGACUGCGCGAGCUGGCCAAUCAGGCCUAUGAGCUAAGGAACGACAUCGAUCGGAAGCAUCUAAAGGUGCCCCUGCAUUUGGAUCACGACAAUGCGCACACUUUCGAGAUAGAGGAUUUAAAGAAGUUGAUUCAGAAAACGUCUGAUGAUCUGGCCGAGGCAGAUCGCAAGCGUCGUGGGGAUUUCAAGGAAUACGAAAUGCAAAAGGAGUUCGAGCGCGAGGCCCAGAAGAAGGAAAUGGACGAGGCGUCGCGUAAGAAGUUCGAAGAGGAGCUCAAACAAAAGGAGGAGAAGCACAAGGAGCACGGCAAACUUCACCAUCCUGGUAACAAGGCUCAACUGGAAGAGGUAUGGGAAAAGCAGGACCACAUGGACAAGAAUGACUUUGAGCCGAAGACCUUCUUCUCCAUCCACGACGUGGACAGCAACGGCUACUGGGACGAGGCCGAAGUGAAGGCCCUGUUUGUCAAGGAACUGGACAAGGUCUAUCAAAGUGAUCUGCCCGAGGACGAUAUGCGCGAAAGGGCUGAGGAAAUGGAGCGCAUGCGUGAGCAUUACUUCCAGGAGACGGACACCAAUCACGAUGGCUUGAUCAGCAUCGAGGAGUUCAUGAUGCAAACCACAAAGGACGAGUUCCAGAAGGAUCCCGAAUGGGAGACCAUCGACAAACAGCCGCAAUACACUCACGAAGAGUAUCUGGAGUACGAGCGCCGCCGCCAGGAGGAAGUGCAAAGAAUGAUUGCCCAGGGACAACUGCCGCCCCACCCAAAUAUGCCUCAAGGCUACUACGCAGCGCCGCCACCCGGCGGUGUGGCCUACCAUGAAGCGCCGCCAGGAGCUCAGCUCCACUACCAGCAGGCAGAACAGCAGCACGCACAGCAGCAGCAACAAUAUGCUCAGCAGCAACAGCAAUACGCGCAGCAGUACCAGCAGCAGCAAUACGGCAAUGGACAACCCGUGCAAUUGCAUCCCAAUCAGGUAUAUCAGCACGCCGGACAGAUACCACAACAGCAGCCACAGCCAGUCUAUCAGCAGCCGCAGCCCGUGCAGCAUCAACAACAGCAGCAGCCGCAGCCCGUACAACAACAACAGCCCCAAGCCCAGCAAUUGAAUAAUCAACAUCCGCCAUCUGUGCAAAAUCAACAGCUUCCGGUACAGCAGCAACAGAAAGAGCAUCAACAAAAUCAACAAAUACCACAGCAGCAACACUAAACAUUCCUUUCGAUGGUGCAUUUGUUAUAGUGAAAAACGUAUAGAAAUCUAAUUAAAUUUUUGGUUGAUUUUGAGACCACUGAUUGGACUGAAAUGGCAAAACAAAAAACAAUUUCUCACUACGAUUAUAUGGCAAGAAAGAAACGAAUAAGCGAAUGUUGAUUCGGUUGCCACAUUGUCUUUCCAUUGUACUAGUUAUCUACUUCUCUCUCCUUUUAUACUCUUUCUUCUUCUCCUGUCCCUCUGCAUUAUGCGAAGUUUUUUUAACGAAUUUUUUUGUACAUAUUACUAUUUAUACAAUAUGAGUUUUCAUAGCAGAAAAAUAAACGAUUGGGUCAGACCACGGAAGAAAACUUUACAAA